Molecule: messenger RNA, 2268 nt
Organism: Rotaria sp. Silwood2
Lineage: Eukaryota; Metazoa; Rotifera; Eurotatoria; Philodinida; Philodinidae
Source: the annotation of a GenBank genome assembly
AUGUACAUCUUGGAUAAUGUAAAUUCGCGAGUCGUCAAAUGGAUAGAUGGGCAACCUUUAGGGUUUACUGUUGCAGGCGGUCACGGAAAUGGUACAACAUUGGAUAAGAUAGGAACUAGCUGUUCCAUCUAUCUUGAUGAUCAAUCAAACAUCUAUAUUUCCGAAUACUCAAAUCACAGAGUUACUAAAUGGCUGAAUGGUAACACGACAGCUGGUACCAUAGUGGCUGGGAAUAACACUGCCGGAAGUACAUUGUAUCAACUUAGGAAUCCAUGGGGAGUGUUUGUCGAUUCAAUGUACGGUGUAUAUGUUGUUGAUCGAGGCAACCACCGGCUACAAUAUUGGGAGCUAAAUGCUGUUGUUGGUGUAACUGUUGCAGGCCAGUCGGGCGUAGCAGGGGCAUUUUCUAAUCAAUUUAAUUUACCUACAGCAAUCACAUUUGAUCAAUUUGGAAAUCUUUACGUAUUAGACUCGGGUAACGAUCGAAUUCAACAAUGGGUUCCUGGUUCAACAUUUGGUGUAACAGUCGCAUCAGUUGCUAUGGGUAUUCCAAAAGGAAUGGCUUUCGAUCCAUCUGGAAAUUUGGUAGUUGCAGAUACUGGAAACCAUCGAGUUAUUUUAUUUUCAGUUAUUUGUCGUAAGUUGGAUUAUUUAAUGACUUUUAUCACAUGAUUUAAAACAAGAAAAAUAUUCAGUUUCAGAAUGUUAGGAAGUCAGACGAUUCCUUCUAAUUCUAUUCUGGUGGGAGAAAUUAUUUUCUAUGCUGAUUAUUAUAUUUCGUGAGAGAUGUAACAUGUGCUAUGAAGUGUAUCAGUCGAAUAAGUGUUGUUGUUUUCGAAAUGUAAGGGCGGUUAAAAUAGAAGGUUAAAUCGUGAGAAUUUAGCACUUGUUAGACAGUUGGGCACUAUUUCGUCAUCCAUUUUGUAUUGAUCAUAAAAGAGGUGUAUUGCUAGAGAUCAACACAAAACAUGUAUCAGUGUAGUAUCCCUGAAUAUGCCAAAAAAAAACGGAUGUAUAAUAUUGCACUGAAAUCCAUUUAUAUAAUGAAAAAAGUUAUGCUUAAAAUAAGUGCAGUAGUUAACUUAAUACAGUUUUGAGUUACAGCUUAUAAGGUGAACAGAACAUUAUUUGAUAAAAUCGUGCAGAUUUAAAAUUCUAUAUCGCUAGAAAUACUUUUCAUAGAGCAAACUAUUCACAAAUGAGGUAAUUAUAACAGAAUAUGAGACAAUCAAAGUUGAUGAGACUUCGGAUUAUGAAACGCAGGACGCUGCCAAAGCACAGAUUUUAGUUUGAUGAAUCGAUUUCAUCAGCACUUGCUACGUUGCAAUUUAUGAUAAUGAGAGGCACUUGAAAGUGAGCUGAUCAGCUCGGAUUAGAGGCGUACAGAUUAUGCUCAUUUCGCGCUCAUGAAUUACAGAGGUUCUCCUAUAUCAGGAACAUGAGGCAAGUUAGAGCUAUUUUCAAGUUUCAUUAGGAGGCAACAGUAAAAGCUUUAUCAAGUAAUCGUAACGGAUCACGGAUAUUUUGGCAGUUUCUCAAACGAAACAUAAUUUCAAUAAAAUGGCUCUUAUUUCAUAAAGUUUGACACUAGCCUUUUUGGGGUAGCUGUUUCACAAAGAUUUAAGUCUAAAAGACUCCAUUGCACAAGGAUCAUUUAAUUUUACGUUCUUCUUUAGCCCAAUGCGGAUGAAUUGAGAUGUUUUUCAUGCCGCAUAAUAGAAAGAUCUAUUCAUUCACUGAUAGAUCAAAUAAAACCAUGCACUUCUCUUGGAAUACCAGAGAAAACAGUUUCCUUGAAUCCAAUUGAUCGAUAGAAAAAAUUAUAAGCUACUCAGAAUUUGGCAGCGUUUUUUCUCUAUUCUGAGGACAAAAUAUCCGGUUAUUUCCGCUGAUCAGCGAAUCAGUCAUGGUCCUCUUCUAUAUUGUUUAGGACCACUUUAGUGCGUUUGUUUUGCAGUAAAAAGAAAUCAGAAAUUAAAUAACAUUCGGCUGAAGCAAACAAUGAAGCCUAGCUUUAAGUAAAUUAAACUCUAAAUAUAAAACAACAUAAAGGACCCUGGCGAAAAUGAUGACUAUGUCUGAAUUAAGAAACGAAAUAUAUCAUCUUGUAGAGCUUUUCAAGGCGCAUCUAAUGGUAUAUAGGUAAUCUAUUUUCCAACAAGUUUAUAAUAAGUUAGGUCGAGUUUACUGAUGAGGCGAUAUGACUCCAAAUAGUGAUAAAUAGCUGCUCAGUGUUGAUCAACAUUGUUCAUCGAUGGAGCUUUUUCA